Messenger RNA from Chelonoidis abingdonii (Abingdon island giant tortoise), 1303 nucleotides. It is a transcript of the gene FGFBP2, whose product is annotated as fibroblast growth factor binding protein 2. Gene Ontology annotation, biological process: cell-cell signaling. Gene Ontology annotation, molecular function: growth factor binding. Lineage: Eukaryota; Metazoa; Chordata; Testudines; Testudinidae. The record is from RefSeq and is a predicted model, not a curated record.
UGUGCAUUUUGGGUAGGAAUGUGCUUUUAAGUUAUACAACUAUCGUGCUCUAUUUAGCUGCAAGAUGUGUCUUGUUACCUUCUUGGGAGUUCACAGGUUAUUUGACAUUCCCUUGAGCUAUAAAUUAUGGGUAUAUGCUUACACUAGUGUGGUUUAUUUAAAAAAAAAAAUACUGGCCACCUUGAGAGAGAGAGACUUCUUUGUGCACGAAACCUUUAAAUUGUGGGCAGACAGUUGCUUGUUUCUUUUGCUUUUUUGGACUGAGUUGCUUCAGGAUCUUAGUCCGUGUUUCACCAUGAAGACUGUCAUCCUUCUUCUAAUGUUGAUCUGGUGCAUGGGAGGAUUGGGACAGAAACAGACACAAAAGAAAAGGAGCAAUGGUGAAGAAAUCCAUUUUCAGACUAAAGUCAAAGACGCUUGCACAAUGAACAUGAGUGGUAAUGGGGAAAUGAAACUCAGAAUUGAAUGCAAAAACCAAGGCAAGUCUUACUGGUGCGAAUAUACUGGCAAACCAUCAAUUUGUCGUCCUUUCAAUAACAACCCAAAGAUUUAUUGGAACCAGAUUGCCCUUGAACUUAGAAAACUCCCAAACGCUUGCCAGUCCACUCUAGUGCUGAAGCCCAGCAUGUGCCAAAAGGCUCCCACAGAUGCUCACAUGAAGCAAGUAGCUUCCAGCAUGAAGCCAAACCAGAAUCCUAGCCAGCAAGCAGAUACAGCCAAUCAGGGGAAAUCAAUCCAGAAACCCUCAGCUUCUCUAAAGCAGGUUAAAGAAACCCAGGCAGGGAAAAGCUCUGCCAAAAAAGCAGAGAGACCUAAACCAUCUACACUACCUCUUGUAAAACCAACACAGCAUGGACAAGGGUCGGAAAAUGAGACUGAAGUAAUGAAGUUGGCACGAGAGCACUGCUGGGAAUCACUGCACACUUUCUGCUCCUACAUCAUCAGCAUCUUUAAAGGUUAAGAAUUGCUUCAGAGCAAAUUUCUUAACAGCUGAAGAGAGUUCCUUACUGGAGUUUCUGUUUAAUACCCUUUUUUAGACUGAGUUUUAGUUUCAAAAUGGGACUAUAAUUAUAAAUCUUGUAGUUACUUUUUUCCUUUGCACUUCUAAAAUUAAACCAUUUUAACAAGUUUUCAAGACAGUCACCAAAGAUGCAUGAAAUUGGAAUGAUUGUACUGAAAUUAAGAUAAACUCUCCUAUAUAAAUUCUUUGAGUCUUCUAGGUAUAGAUAUAAUAUAUAGGAACAUGACUGCAUUUAAUCUGAGAUGCCAGGUUAACUUUGUUUUAAAGUGCUACAUUUUACUA